AUGGAGCAUUUGCGUUUGAUUUUCUGGGUUUUCGCUAUUUCGUUGAUGAUCAAUGUCUCCUUCGCAAAAACGCUUAAACGAGACGUGAAAGCAUUGAAUGAGAUAAAGGGUUUGGUGGGUUGGAGAGUGGUGUAUACUUGGGUUGGUGAUGAUCCUUGUGGAAAUGGAGAUUUGCCUCGUUGGUCCGGUGUCACUUGCUCAAGAACUGUUGGCAAUUACAGUGUCGUCACUAAGCUAGAAGUGUUUUCGAUGUCGAUAGCGGGGAAUUUCCCAAUGGCUGUAACGAAUCUCUUAGAUCUCAUUGUUCUGGAUCUGCAUAACAACAAAUUGACAGGACCUAUUCCUCCGCAAAUUGGGAAGCUUAAGCGCCUUAAGUCACUGAAUUUGAGGUGGAACAAACUUCAACAUGCCCUGCCUCCUGAAAUUGGUGGACUAAAGAGUCUAACUUUUCUGUACCUGAGCUUUAACAAUUUUAAAGGAAAGAUCCCCAAAGAGCUUGCAAAUCUUCAUGAGCUCCAAUACAUACAUUUUCAGCAGAACAAUUUAACUGACUUCAUAUAUACUUCGUAUCUUGGUAAUGAUGAUCUGCAUGUCUAUAGGGAUGCUGGCAACAAUCACUUAGUGGGGAGUAUAAUAGAUCUUCUACGCACAGAAGGAUGCUUCCCAGCUCUUAGAAACCUGUUUCUAAACAAUAAUUACUUCACUGGAGGACUCCCAAACAAGCUUGCAAAUCUAACAAACCUGGAGAUCUUGUCCUUAUCUUACAACAAUAUGACUGGAGCAAUACCCUCUGCACUUGCCAAUAUAUCAAGCCUAACUUACUUGCACUUGGACCACAAUCAGUUCGAUGGGAGAAUCCCUGAUGCUUUCUACAAGCACCCGAACCUAAAGGAUAUGUACAUAGAAGGGAACGCAUUCAAAACAGAUGCGAAGGCGAUUGGCGCACAUAAGGUCCUCUGA
Arabis nemorensis is the source of this 960-nucleotide messenger RNA. The record is from the annotation of a GenBank genome assembly. NCBI's taxonomy places the organism in Eukaryota, Viridiplantae, Streptophyta, Magnoliopsida, Brassicales, Brassicaceae.